This is a messenger RNA of Arabidopsis thaliana (thale cress), 1995 nucleotides long. RefSeq names its product zinc finger MYM-type-like protein. The transcript has 3 exons. NCBI's taxonomy places the organism in Eukaryota, Viridiplantae, Streptophyta, Magnoliopsida, Brassicales, Brassicaceae. Bases 1 to 1995 code for a protein of 664 amino acids. The record is from RefSeq and is marked reviewed.
AUGUAUCGGUUUAUGAAAAGAAAAUCUCCGCCACCACCUGAUAUUAAUUUUAAUAAAUUGCCAAGUGAUCCCGCAAAGAGAAAAAGCAUUCUAAGUUAUCAUCUUAAUCAAAGAGAUGAGGUACGACGUGAAUAUUUGAUUAGGGGACCUUGUCAACCUCGUGGUCAUAAGUUUAAACAAAUAGUAAUUGGAAAGGUGUUACGCCGUUUUAAUCCAAAAUGGUUUGAUUUGUAUGGUGAUUGGUUGGAGUAUAGUGUGGAGAAAGAAAAAGCUUUUUGCUUGUAUUGUUACUUAUUCAGAGAUCAAGCUGGAAAUCAAGGAGGGAGUGAUAGCUUUCUAUCAACUGGUUUUUGUAGUUGGAAUAAGGCUGAUAGGUUGGACCAACAUGUGGGAUUGGAUGUGAAUAGUUUUCAUAAUAAUGCCAAAAGAAAAUGUGAGGAUUUGAUGAGACAAGGAUUAUCAUUUCGUGGUCAUGAUGAAUCAGAAGAGUCAACAAAUAAGGGUAAUUUUUUAGAGCUUUUGAAGUAUACAGCUGGUCAGAAUGAAGUUGUAAAGAAAGUUGUGUUGAAAAAUGCUCCUAAAAAUAACCAGAUGACAUCUCCACCAAUUCAAAAAGAUAUUGUCCAUUGCUUUUCAGAAGAGGUAACUAGAUCUAUUAUUGAAGAGAUGGAUAAUGAUGUCUUUGGCUUGCUUGUAGAUGAAUCGGCUGAUGCUUCAAAUAAAGAGCAAAUGACAGUAGUUUUUCGCUUCGUUGAUAAGUAUGGGGUAGUUAAAGAAAGAUUUAUUGGUGUUAUUCAUGUGAAAGAGACAUCUUCUUUAUCUCUGAAAAGUGCUAUUGAUUCUUUGUUUGCUAAAUAUGGAUUGAGUUUGAAAAAGCUGAGAGGACAGGGAUAUGAUGGAGCUAGCAACAUGAAAGGAGAGUUCAAUGGACUGAGAUCAUUGAUUUUGAAAGAAAUUGCAAAAAAACAUGUUGAAGUUGGAGAGUUUUUUGAUAUGAUUUCUGUUUUACUAAAUGUUGUUGGAGCUUCUUGCACAAGAAAAGAUAAGAUCCGGGAAAUCCAUCGGCAAAAAGUGGAAGAAAAGAUUAGCAAUGGUGAAAUUAAGACAGGAACUAGGUUGAACCAAGAACUUUCCCUUCAAAGACCUGGAAAUACUCGUUGGGGUUCACAUUAUAAGACUUUGUUGCGUCUUGAGGAGUUGUUUUCAUCUAUAGUUAUAGUUCUCGAGUAUAUCCAGGAUGAAGGCACCGACACCACCAAAAGACAACAAGCAUAUGGUAUUCUCAAGUAUUUUCACACCUUUGAUUUUGUUUUCUAUCUGGAGUUGAUGUUGCUUGUUAUGGGACUCACUGAUAGCUUAUCAAAGGCUUUGCAAAGAAAAGAUCAAGAUAUCUUAAAUGUUAUUUCAUUGGUGAAAACUACUAAAUGUCAGUUGCAAAAGGUUAGAGACGAUGGAUGGGAUGCUUUUAUGGCUGAAGUUAGUUCUUUUAGCGAGAAAAAUAACACUGCAAUGCUUAAAAUGGAGGAAGAAUUUGUUGAUUCUAGAAGACCAAGGAAAAAAUCCGGUAUAACCAACUUGCAUCACUAUAAGGUGGAUUGUUUCUACACUGUCUUAGAUAUGCAACUUCAAGAGUUUAAUGACCGCUUUGAUGAGGUGAAUUCUGAACUACUUAUUUGCAUGUCAUCUUUGAGUCCGAUAGAUUCUUUUUGUCAGUUUGAUAAGUCCAUGCUCGUGAGAUUGACCGAGUUUUAUCCAGAUGAAUUUAGUUUUGUGGAGCGUAGAUCUCUUGAUCAUCAACUUGAGAUCUACCUUGAUAAUGUGAAAAACGAUGAAAGGUUUACAGAUUUAAAGUGUUUUGGUGAUCUUGCUCGUGUGAUGGUAGAGACAAGAAAGCAUCUUUCACAUCCUUUGGUAUAUCGUCUUCUAAAGCUAUCUUUGAUUCUUCCUGUUGCAACGGCAACCGUCGAAAGAUGUUUUUCCGCGAUGAUGUGUUGA